Messenger RNA from Nomascus leucogenys (northern white-cheeked gibbon), 1197 nucleotides. RefSeq names its product translation initiation factor IF-2 (gene PYGO2-AS1). The record is from RefSeq and is a predicted model, not a curated record. Lineage: Eukaryota; Metazoa; Chordata; Mammalia; Primates; Hylobatidae.
CGGCCAUGGAGUGGGGGACCGGGGUUAGCGGCAGCGGCGGGGGAUGGAGGCGCCCUCGGGCUGCACCAUCGCCCAGAAGGGGAGUCAGGGGCAGCACAGGCCCCCGAGCUGCAGCAACCACAAAUUGCGACGACAGGGAAGCGCCGAGCCGCGGCGCGAACUGCGCGCUCUCUCCAGACUCGCCGCCCGCCAGCGGCGGCAGCAACCGGAACCGGAACUCGGCGCGGCCACCACCACUGAGCGCGGCGGGGAGGGGGAGCAAGGACCGGACGAAACGCCACGCCUGAAAACAGGAGGGGCGAGGCUUACCACGGCACCACGCGAGUGGAAAGGGUCGUCUCCGCUAGCGGCGGCCCACACCAGCUCACCUAGGGGCGGCGGCGCGCGGCCCGGCUGCCGGACCGUACCAUCCCGAGCGGUGAAGCCGCCGCGGAGGGGCGCGCGCGAGCCGAGGGCGCACCCGGGAGGCCCAGAGCCGGGGGCCGGCGUUGGGGCGCCGGGGAGGCCCGGCUUCCGCCUAGACCCACCCGGAGCCAGCCCCCUAUGCGGACACGACAUCCCCAUGGGGACGGUGGCGCGAAACGCCCCACUCUGCCGCCCCCAAACUCUGCAGACCCCCAGCUUCCCUCGGCGGCCGCGACCUCCCACCUCCCCCUCUGCCGCUGAGGGCCCGCGGUGUACACAAUAGGCUUCCCAGAAGGGUUAAGAGGCAGAGGUAGAAGAAAUACGGAUUUUAAUGAAGAGUUUUCCCUUUGGUAUAAGUGAGACCCGUGGAAACAUCCAAACAACAGCAAAAGGAGGCCAGGAUGAAAACGGUCAACUCUCCCUUAUCCACAAGGCCAAAAGAGGGGGGCCGGCUUGCUGUGGUGUGGCCACCCCGGGCCUAGGCUGGGUCGGGCCUGUAAAAGGUACUCAGGAACUGCAGGUUUUGCGUUUCCCCUCCAUGAAACUGACAGGCAUUCAGGCUGACUUCUGCCUCUCAGUCUCGCGGUAAGAGACCCACGUUUUUCUAGUCCUAGAUGGAAAUAAAUUUCAUCUGACUCAGGUCUCUGGUAUAAAAGGUGCGAUCCCAGUUACCUCACAGGCCUAGGCGAGGAAAAUGCCAAGAGCUGUAAAAGGGCUUGGAAAAGUCAAAAAGGUGAUGUAUAAAUGUAAUAAUUGAUUAUCAUUUUGUGCUCAAGAAUAAGCCAUGGAAAA